AUGAGUUCUCAAAAUAGCAUUGCCAAUGCUUCCCCAAGCUCGAACACGCUGAGCGCAAGCACAACUUCAACCUCUACGGUUCGAUCGCGCCCUCGCCGCUUAGUUUCAUUCACGGACGACGGAGACGACAGCAAUAAUGCUACGAACUACUCCUACCAGGACGAUGUCCAACCAUUUUCCUCGGGAUUGUCAACGACUCUUGCGCCCUCCGAAGGUGGAAUGACUCGAUCCCGCGGAGCGACCCCCUCGCCAUUGUCAUCCCGUGGAGCAUCACCACUUCCAAUGAGACACCCAUCACGCGCGACCGAAUCAAUCAAUCGUGGUACUCGCAGUGGGCCAACAUCGUUUGCUUGGAGUGGGCCAUCAAAAGCCUCAUCGUCGGGAGGUCCUGCGGACUUUCUAGACUCCUCAUGGUCCUCUCUCCAAAGCCUGGCAUCUUCAGUACUGGGGAGUGAUGCUGGACGAGUCACUCCGAAUAAUGCGACAAAGAGACACACGCGAAGGAAGCCAUCUCGGUCUGACGUAUAUAGUAAGAGUGCACCUAGGUCGACGUGGGGUCCAUCGGCACCUGCCGCUCCGCAAUUCGGAACUGGGACAAAGGAGGAGCGACAGGCUCUAGUGCAGGCCAAAAAAAGAGAAGCUUUGCUCCUCGCUGAUAGUGAUCCGAUCGCAAGCCGUACACUCCCUCACAAAAGACGCGACUCCGGCGACGUUUCAUACCAAGCGUCUGAGCCGGAGCACGAUGAAGACGCUCUGGCCUAUAUCCACAAAGUGCAGCCCACAGACACUAUCACCGGCGUGACGAUCAAAUAUGGCUGCCAGGUUGCCGUGUUCAGGAAGGCGAACGGUUUCUGGCCCAACGACAACAUUCAGAGCAGAAACACUGUUCUUCUGCCAGUCGAUGCAUGCUCCGUGAAAGGCCGGCCUGUUCCCAAGGAGCCUGUAGAUCUUUUGAGCAACAAUGACGAAGACCCUAGCGACAGCUCGAUAGCCCCAACGGCUGCCUCUACCGAUGAUAUUUCAACUGAACAGGAUACAUCCGCAACUGCGUCUGGGGCCGAUGGGAAUCAUGCUUGGAAGCAUGAAUCGUGGGUGCAUAUGGAUGGGUUUCCCGGACCAGUGGAAAUUGGCCGUGUUCCUCGAAGAGCAUUGGGAUUCUUUCCGCGUACGCGUCGAAAAUCUAUAUCUUAUUCAGACGCAGAACCUCCCGACUUUUACCGAGAAACAAUCACUGCUCCGUCUCCCGCCGGAUCGCCACCUCCACCGUCAUCCUUCGGCAUACUGCCACGAACUCGACCAAACGGCGGUCAGCCAAAACCGAAAACCACACACCCCAAUCGUCCUCAGCAUCGCCGCCAACGCAGUAGUAUCCAGCUGUCUGGCACGGGUGUGGGAACACUUGACCCCACCUCGACUGGUCCAGGCCCUGCAUUAGAUGGGUUCACCAGAUUCUUCGCACAGCACAUACCCCAUCUCGCGCUGGCACAUCCUCCGGACAAUGCCCGGACAGCUUCCUUUGACUCCACAUCCAGUAUCGCAUCCAAUGCAUCGACUGGCCUCGAGAACAUUGGCGGGGCUUUUGAGGGUUGGGUUCGAAAGGUAGCGACGCGCGCCAAGGCCAGUAUCAAUGAGCUUCAGCAAGGACCACCCACGCAGCAGGGUAGCAGCAGGGGUCGUAAUAUGUGGCGGAUGGAUGACUUAAUCGAGCUUGACGAUGGGAUGAUGGAUGGCCGGAACUCCCCCAGCCCGUUCAAGGGUACAUCGCGGAGGUCUGAGUUACAGGGCACCUCAUCCUCAUCCUCAUCCUCAUCUAACCGAUACAACAGCCCUUCGGUGGUGGCAGCGAGCAGGUCUCGUGCGACUGGAUUUGGUUCGGGCUCCGGUUCAUCUGCCUACGGCGAGCGGGUCAAGGAUGAUUAA
Penicillium egyptiacum is the source of this 1920-nucleotide messenger RNA. NCBI's taxonomy places the organism in Eukaryota, Fungi, Ascomycota, Eurotiomycetes, Eurotiales, Aspergillaceae. The record is from the annotation of a GenBank genome assembly.